GUUUUUCUCCUCGAGGAUAUCCUUCCCGUAAAUCUGUGAUACAUCAGCGACCUACUUCUUUCUCGAUCGUUCCAGAAGUCUGAAGAGUUUAGAGUGAUUUUUCGGUGAGUAACACGCUUCGGAACAGCACGAUGUGUUCUGUCGUUGGCGCCAAAUUCAGCGUUCGCGCCGUUUACAUGCUUUCAUAAAAUUUCCGUUUUCAAAGCAACCAAGGAAUAAAUGAAAGCUAUCUUAUCGCAACUGGAUAGUAGUUCGAAAUAUACUAUACUUGAUGCCGAUCGCUUUGCUUCUUUUCUCAGUUACAAGCUGAUUUUACUUGGAUACUCCGCGAUAAACAAUGGAAAGCCCGCCAAGAAAAACCGCGGUUAAUCUCGAAGACAGUGGCUGUGUUGUAGAUGGAUUACGCAGUGCUCUUAGCGACGAAGGUGAAGAUGAAAAAUCCAUGAUGGUAUGUCAUUAUAUUAUCCUCCUUACGAUAUAUUUUAUCGGUUAUUUUAGACCUUUCAUUUGUUUAUAAUUGCGACCACGAGGAGUGGAAAGAAUGAAUCGACUCGAGCGUCCCACGUGCGUUAGAACUUUCGCUGUAAAUUCAUAGCCUUACUUAUCUAUCAAAACUAGACAAAGCCUUCCAGUUAAAAAAUCUUCGUUCUAACCUUGAAAGAUCGCUGAAAAUAUAUGUUAAGCAUUUUUGUCGUAUGGUAAUUCUUGUCGUAUUGUUCCCGCUUUCGUCACGGUUGUACGUGACGUCACACCUACUCCUACGACCACUGACUUCUACUCAUACAAACUUCUCUUCGGAUCACCACGUGCUCUUAAACAUUUACCGUCGAGUUAAUGUUUAAAAAGUUGUACUAAAUUUCACAGAAACACCCAUUCUGCUAAGAUGACUUCGGUAAGUGUAUCUUGACUGAUAUUUUCGUUUGUCUUACUUUCAAAUGAUAAUUUCAGAAUACGAAGUCGAAGGGCAUUGAGAGGUAAGCUUAUAUUGGUUGAAGACCAGUAUAAAGCUACACUCUAGUAUUGUGAUUCCGUUUCGUGGUGCAUUUGGUGAAAGCAGUGGAUUUCAUUUUAACCACAAUUUACAAAUACGAAGAAUAGUCUUUUAUUAUAACUUAACUAUCUUCUUUGGAUAAAGAGUUCCGCUAGACUGCACGAUCAAGCCGGCAACAUUUUUGAUCCGUUGGGUUAUAUGCUUCUGAUCAAGCACACUGGGGUUUCUUGUCAGACAGACGUGUUUUUUACUUUGCUUUGUGAAGCGUGUUUUAUCUUCUUCAACUAGCAAUCUCGCUCUUUUCUUUGAGAAAGUGAACCACUAAUUUGCGUUUCUUAUUUGGGGGCGAUUUUGCUGAAUUUAUUACGCAACACUUCGCUCUGAAUUUACCGAGCUUGAAGUACAUGUAACCAAUAAAGCUCAACUCUUGGUACGAAAGUUGGUGAAAUGUUACGAGAAACAGAUGAAUCUGAUACUUUAGAUACAAACGCGGUCAUGGUAAAUGCGAGGAAUUUGUGGAUUAUUUGUUCUCUGCUACGGUUGGUGUGCUCUGCACCACUGUUUUAGCGUCGCUGAAUUCGCUAUCAUUGUGGAGCGAACAUAAUUAGGUAAAAGUCUGCUUACUUCGGUGAUCUAAAUGCACCUUCAACAAUGCAGUUUGUCCUGUUUUAUAUUUUUUCAAGACGAUUGCAGCGAUAGCCAUUUUUCUUUUAUAUCUAUUUUCAGAACCUUAUCCGCUGAUUUUCAUGAUUUGUUCGUUCGAAGUACAAAUUAUAAUACUUUAUUGUACUCUUGUAAGGUGUAAGCGAAGUGCUAAUGAGUAGCUGCGAGUAAUUAAGUACGGUAGUGAAACCUGUAUUAUUAACCCUCUGUAAAUCGAGCAAUACCCCAAGUCCCAAAUUUCCUCCCUCAAUUACUUUGUGUGAGACGUUUACAAAGCAGACACUAUCAGGUGAACAUAGACACCUAAAAAGUAGAUGAAGUAGUCAUUUCUGUGGAUACAAGCCUGUUUGAACAGACAUUGAUGAUGGCAUUGAUCAGCAAAAGCUCAGAUUUUCACUUAAUUUUUAAUUUAACAGCAAAUAAAGGCCUCACUCGAACAACAAUAUUUUACUUUCAAACUUGACGCUGAAGUCAUGCAAAGAUCAUUCACAGUUGUAAUAUUAGACNAAAGCUCAGAUUUUCACUUAAUUUUUAAUUUAACAGCAAAUAAAGGCCUCACUCGAACAACAAUAUUUUACUUUCAAACUUGACGCUGAAGUCAUGCAAAGAUCAUUCACAGUUGUAAUGUUAGACUCCGUGACUACAACAUUCCAGACGCCGGAAAUGUUUGAGAUUGCCAGCCACAAGUUGUUUAUUUUAAGAAUUAAAAAUAUGACUUUACAAAAGAUAUAUCAAUUUCUGUCUAUUUCUGUCACUAUGCAGUGAAAUUCUACAAUGUAUUGUGAGAGCAUUCAAUUCAUCACAUUUGCUUCUUGAAAUUUUUGCUGAAAAAUGUAGUGUGAAGCUGGUUGAGCCAUUUUCUGGUAACAGUCUGCCCAAAAUGUUGUUUACAAGUUGAUAAAUAGGCUGGUGUUUAUUCCUGAUAGAUAACAAUUAUUCACCGAAGUGGAGGUGGCUGGUAUUGGAUAUUUACUGAGGCCGCGAAGCGGCGAGGUAAAUUUCCAAUACUAGCCACUGACACUGAGGUGAAUAAUUGUUUUAGUAUAUACUAAAACAGUGAGAUAAUUGAGCACAAAAUGAUGAUUUUUAACUCAUUUACCGUUGCCAACGAUUACAAUUUUGGCGCGCGAUGACCGAACGUCCGCGGUCGUCACUUUUUCUUAGCGACAAAUAAAACUUUUGAAGGCGUUUGUUUAGCUCUUGCGGGGAAGUUUCUUCAAAAGGAGUUGUGAAUUCUGUUUGUAUUUAAAAUAAUUCUGGAAAAAAAAUUAUUAAAUUUAGUUUUAAGCUUAUUCAUGAACAAGUCAACUAAGUAAAGUAACGCAAGACUUAAGCUUAAUUUGCUUUUGUAAACAAAAAACUUUUUCACCGGUUUUAUCGGUAACUAUUCAAGUCAAAAAGACAAAGCUUUACCUGUUAAAACUUCCAAACCGAACUUCGUCACCUUCUUCAUGUAUUUCGGAAAUAGCUUGCUUGAUUAGUUGUGAAAUUUCUUAGAUUGUUAUGGCAGCAAACCGGGAAAGCAUUUUGCUCGCAACCUACGCGAGUUUGGCGUCGCUCGCUUGAAGGAACUGGAGGUGAAUCAGUGAAUAGUGCAAGAUAUUCACUGAUUGAGUAGCCAAUCAGAGCAUACGAAAAACACUAUCCACUGUUUUAGUAUAUACUAAUAAAUUUUAUCCACUGAAAUUCGGGGAAUUGCUGUUAGAUAACUACCACAUAUAUAAUAAACGAUAACGGUAACAAUAUAUAUUUAAAGCCAACUCUAGAUUUUGAAGAAAUUUUUAAACCUCAGGCUGACUGGUCCAAAACUUAAAGGACUCAAAAGCGUUUAGUUCUAAUAACUAUUUGGUUCCAACAGUACUUCUUUGAUACAUUCACUUCAGAAAACCCAUACAAUGGCAGUAGCCAAAACUUCUCAGAUCAAAAAUAUAGCUAAAUGUAACAAUAAACUCAACCAGAAAAAUUCUAAUAGAAUUAAGAACCAGUCGUAGAACCAACCACAAGGCUGCAAAUAAUUUUUUUUCUUAAGCAGGUCAUUUGUCAGGUCAGAGACCAGACCUGAUCUGACAAGGAAACAGUCUGGUCAGACAAAAGAAAUUCCAAGUGAAAGAGCAAAAUUAAGAAUUCAACAAAACAACCCAUUUCACUUCCUUAAUUGCACAAUAUUAAUCACAGACAGGAGCUGAAACAGUUGUAACAGUUCACUGAUUAGUCUUCACUGACUUUGCACUUAAAGACUCUCCUCAGAAGAUUCUUCUGAUGAGCUUUCAUCAGAAGAAUCUUCUUUGAGAUGAAGGCAUUUUGCCGGGACCCCUUUUUUGUAGGCUUUCCUUCUUUUCUGAUUUGGCGGAGUGAAACAAACGAUCGCCAUCUCCAGUCACCUUGCAAGCAAGAAAUCCACUGGUUUCAUCUUCCAGAAUAAUUAAUGUCCUCCGGAAUAAGUGUUUGGCCAACCUCAUCCUUGUCAGUCAUUUCUGGAUUUUUGAUUGACUCCUUUUGUUUUAUCCAACGGGAAACUUGAUCGUAUUUGUUGGAGAGCAACCCUCCAAGUUGCGACCAUUUUAGUCGCCAUGGCGCCUAAAAUUUUGGAACUGGCGACUUGAUUUUGAGAUAGUCGCCAAGCUGGCGACCGUGCAGAAUAGGUUCGUGUUGGCGUAUAGAAACAGAAAUGGCAAUCACUUCUGCUGAAAUAUGAAGAACAUUUAUUCUAGCUGAUUUGAAUUCUAUUACUAUUUUACUUUUCCGUUGAAAAACAUGCUAAAUUGAAAACUUAAAAAAAUCUCAGAGCUAAGCGUUUUGAAAAUGAACAUCAAUGAAACUUGACUUGCAUUCGUUCGCCAAAUUGCCUUCAGUCUGUUGCCUUGCACGUGACAUUUUAACUUUUGACACGUGACAAAUGGCAUGCACUCGAAGCACCUUGCUUGUCAACAGUGACGAUUUCUUCGAUAUCUUAGGAAUGCUUGUCAAGCCAAGUUCGGUGGUUUUUUAACUGGACUACAUAUUAUAAAUAUUUUUGAAUCAAUACUGAAACAAUCUAAUAACAUGAAGAGGGAAAGCUAAAUUGGUGCAAAUUCAACACAGAACAUUAUGUGAUAACCGUAACAUGUGAACCGUGCUGCGAGUUGAAUCGCGGUUUUGUAAACAAAAGCGAUAAAUGUAAGCGAAACUAAACAUCGCAAAACUGGUUGCAAAAAAUGGUUUUUUUAAACACCUGUAGCAAUGAUAAAGGAAAAAGAAAAUUUUUAUUUUGUAAGCGGCAUUUUUGUUUGGGUUCCUUUCAAUUGAUUGGGAAAAACAUUUUUUCCCAGUACAACUCGUUGCGAAAUUUCCAUGUAUCUCUAUAAAGCAAUGAUUUGAUUUACAAAACUUGUUGAUCUUCCUAUACUCUCCUGCCUUUUUCAGGCUUUCGUGAUGUCUAGCGAUAUUAAAAAUGACCUUUUAAAUCUCCAAAAAUAUUUGAUAGUUGGGGAAACAAGUUCAUCAUCAACAAAAGUCGCAAAAGAAAUGCGAAACAAAUAUUAGAAAAAAAAAAUAGGUCGCCUAUCAAGUUGCGACUGGGAAAUUUUUAACACAUUAACAGAGGAUGAGUUAAGUUCUGCUCUCAUAUACCAACUGGGGAUUAUACAGAAGGAUUGAAGGUCUCAAAGACAACUGGAAAUGGUAAUUGUCUUUACAAUUCCGUUUCAUUGUUGAUUCAAGGAGAGAAAUCUGCAAACCUUAUUCUCGGACUAUCAGUAACUAAUGCCUUGCACAAUAAACGAGCAAUUUAUAGACAGUGCUGCAUUUUAAGUUAAACUUGCUAACUGCUUUUGUUGCUGACAAUUUUGAUAUAUUAAUUUAUUAAUAUAAUUUGGUGCCUAAAAAUUUCCCCUGGCGACUAAACCCAAAGAGCUGAUCGCCAAAUGGCCACUGAACAAAAAUUUUAACUUUGAGGGUUGGAGAGAGAUUUACAAUAGCUUUGUUUUUCCUCGCCGAAACUUCGGUCAAGAUGCUUCUUGAGAUAUUGGAAUCAGUUCAUGGGUCGCACUGUAACUGCAAAAAAUCCAUUUUUGCCAUCGAACUUGAACUGAAACUCAAACAACCAAGUAAUAUGAUCAAGCAAACAAUCGACUCAUAGGCGACCACUGACACAAUUUUCUCUCACACUCUCUGUUUUCCCGCGUAAGUGGAACAAACAUCUGUAAUCGGAUAUGGCGGGUAAAAACCGAGUCAGAUGUUUAGAUCACGCAGAUUUGUCACAAAUAUCCAAAACAAUGUAAAAUCUCACCCUGCGUUACCAGGCUGUUAUAGUUUGUGUAUGCCUAUGGCUUUAUAGGAUGGGAAUGCCUGUUUUACGAUAAGUUGAAACUGUAAACUUGGAACAGAAGUUAAGGGCUAUGCAAUCGUGACCACAAAGAGUGACUAAUAUUAUUGUCGUUCGUGUUUUGUCUGUUUAGUUGGAAGCAAUGUUAUUUCAAAACCUCCUGAGUGCACUGAACUGCUGUUUAGGUUAAUAUACUUUGGAAUCUUUUAUAAACUUUUUGUCUUAGAAAUCUGCAACAUGGGGCUUCUUUAUACACAUUAUGUCAGUAAAUGGGACUGAUUCGUGAAUGCAAUAAAUUCCGAAAAAAGCUUGCUGAUUAUUGCUCUGAAUGGGUCUUAUAGUCGAAGGAACAAAAUAAAAUAAAAUAAAUAGGAGUAUUUACCCUGAGUUGGGUUUCAUUUGAUGAAAUUAAUAAAUUUGGAGUCUUGAUAGUUUUUCAGAAAUGUGACUUCACAGAAACCAGAGCGCCCGAACCGGCAUGUCUACAAUUCAUCACCGCGAAAAUAAGUGAUAAGCCGAAUUCUUUACCAGUACAAUUAACAAAAAUUUAAUUCUGAUUUACUUUUCGAUAGCAGAUUAUUAUUUUUUGAUUGUCAAUGUGUGUGUUUAGCAGAAUAACGGGACAAUGUUUUGCCACAAGCGUUAUUAAAGUAUGAUAAUUAAAAGUUUAAUUUGGAUCAAAAGUGCCUGGUCAGAGUGACAGACUAGACUAGUAUUUUGCCGGUAAAAAUAUCAACUUUACCGGACAAUUGUCCAAUGACCGACUGUUAUUUGCAGCCUUGAACCAACACUCAAGUUUCUCAUGUUCGAUAUUUUGAAAUUCUACAUGAUAGCAAGUCAUAACGGGUACAAACAAAGAUAAUGACUAAACAUUGACAGUGGGAUCACAGGGUCCAGAGGAGAUGUGUUUGUUGUUAGAACAUCAAAACCCGUCGAAAACCUCUGAAAAAAUGGGUUAUUUUGAUUGCGUUACAGUUUCGUUACACAUUCUAUAGACCGCAAUCCAAGAGACUGAGGGCUCGCAAGAUCGGCUUACCGCAGGCGUUACGGUAUAAAAUACGGAAAGGGAGGAAACAAAUUUGGGGCCGAUUUUCGAAUCCCUGAAACUCAAAUGGAAUUGAAUGAAAUCGCCUGAUUUUUCUAACCUGAUCUAGAAUUCUUAUGUAUUUGCCAAGUACUAUAGGAAAACGGUAUAAAUAAGCGUUCAAAUUUAUUUUCGGCGACUGAAUUGUACGGCUUCGAGAUAGCCCUUUUGUCGCUGUGCACCGCAACAGAUGGUGACGGAAAUGACGUAGUAAAGUAAAUGCGCUCAAGAUCGGAGCAAUAAAAGGGGUUGGUAAGCCUACGCGACUGUUACCUCAUGCCAAAAUGCUGCUCGUUCCAAUAAAUUUUUUUUCCUCUGCUAGGUAGAUUAUCCCCCGGAAGGUUCUACAUUGUAAUUUUCACUGGGCAAAUGUGAUUUUAGCCGCAUGUUUCACACUGAGAGGUCAUGACACACAUAUCAAUUUACUGUGGUUAUUGUUUCUGGUCGACAGGAUUUGCUCUCUGAUGCAAGCGCAUUUUCUUUGACCUCUUUUGAAGUGUUAAGCUUUUUAUUACGGCUGAAUAAGGGUUCCAGUUUUCUCCAAAGUGCCUUCUGGAUCUGAAUAACUAAGCCAUUUUCUUUAGUCCGUGAAGGUAAUGUUUUUCUGCAAUGCUGUAUCACGCUGGGCCCAGCUUGUUAGUUUUGUUUGGAGAAUGUUAAAUUAUUAUGGGUAAUGAGUUACAGGUCAUGUGUAAUCUUGCAAUAAAACGUGACACUGAGUAGAGCGAACGUACAAGGCAACUGUAAUAUCAUCACGACUGUGCCAUUCUUUGGUGGUCCAACUAUAUUACCUCUUGCGUCUUUGGCUGUGUGUUUUGCGACUACUGGGAAGCCUUUGCACAAGCGAAACCUGCUUAAGACAUCAAAGACUGUUGAUAUGUACAACAAAAUGUCCAGUCUUGAAAGAUCUUCACUUCAAUUAAAACUCUGUUGCCUUCGCAUAGAUCUCUGAGAUCUUUAAAACUCCCUCCGCAGCUGAUGUUUUGAUUCUCGAGUUGCUCCUGCAUUUCCGGUCUCAUUCACUUCUGUCACCGAGUGAUGCGGUUCACAGCGAACGAAGUCAUGUGGUACAAGUUUCCUCCCUUGUCCUUUUUUUUACUCGGCACUUCGUGCCUCGGUCGCCCUUUGGGCGACAGCCUUCGGUCACCCUUCGGGCGACGUUCUGCGCGCCAGCAAGGAUAUGGCUUGCGGUUAUUGAUUUUCAAAAUGGCGGACAACAAAGUCGAUCUGGUCAGAUAAGAAGCGAAGAAAUCGUUUACAGUAGAUUCAUUAAGAUCCCAUUGGGCUAAUUAAUCGUGCUAAGUGACAGGUAUAGACAUUUUUCAAGGUGAGACUUAAAAUAAGUAAUUCAUUUAUUCACACGAAACUCCUCUGGACCCUGUGGUGGGAUAUUGGGAUAUAGUUCCUGAGGGGCUAAGAGAUGAUUGCCCUAUUUGUGAGAGUGUUUUGUGGACAAGCAUAAUAUUUGAACCUUUUGAUUGUACUUUCACAUGGGUUGGUUUUGCUGGUAAUAACAUAACUUUUGUAAUAAUUAAUGUUGACAUGCUUUUUUCCCACUUCCUUCAUGUAGCUUGAUCAUUUAGAGAUGUCAGGUGUAAAUGAGUCCAAGUCUAGCCUGAAGCCAGACGAUGGCCAUACCAAUCAUCAAAAGAAGUUUUACCACGUUAUUGUUGCAAAGUGGGAAGACUCACCUGAGAUGAAUAAGUUGAGUGACCUAUGGGAACGGCAUGGUAUGACUGUGAUCAUGAUCUGUGUCACUGUUUUACUGCUGAUCUACAGCAUUGUAGCAAUAGCUGUUAGUGGAUUUGAGCACGUUAAGUGGCUCUUUGGCAUAACAAUGUUUCUGUGGUUCUGCAUGACAUACAUGUUUAUCCGGGAUCAUUGUGGAGCUGACAUAUUCAGAGUGUGUAUAGAACCUAUUGUGAAUGCUGUGGAAAGCCGGUGGCGGUAUUUGAAAUGGUAUGUACAUGAAACACUUUUCUUUUACGUGACUAUUGUACUGUAGACCUGUACAGUAUUAUAUAUACAUGCAAAAUUGAAUUCAAAGGUUUGAUGUAAACAAACCAGAUGGUUCAUAUGUUAUAACUUGCAAUAUAUAGUGGUAGAUAUGUUAGUUCAAGUCAAUUUAGGAGAAUAAUCAAGUGAAAAGCACAUAAACUUUACAAUGGAUUAUUCUUAAAAUUUAUUGUGAGACCGUGAAAAGAGUGUUCCUAGAAAUUAUUAAUACAGCGGGACCCUGCAGUCUUACCAUUAUUUGUGACUAGUAUAUUAUUAGUAUAUUUUUCAGACCAAAAUUUUUCCGGGAAUGCUGGUAUCAUAAAGAAAACCAGUCAUUUUUCAUGUGACAGCCUCAUUAAUUAGCCAGAUUUUCAUGGUCCUGUACUUUAUCAAACACAAUCCCGGACAUGACUACUUGAGAACGUUUUUUCAUUGAUGUGGACUAACUUUCUCAACAAAACUGUUUCCAAAUCAAGGGCUUUGGAUUAAGUAAACCCCCUCCCCUAAAAAAGCCCAGGGAUGAUGCUUUUUGAAGACACAACGGCACUGCUUCCAAGGGAAGGGACUAAGACUUGCUACAGCCACGAUGUUUAGAAAUUAACUGCUCUUUAAAGGUGAUGUUACACGGGACGAUUCGCAACGACGAUUUUUAGCGCAACACAGCGUUGCAAUGUUGGCACAGUGUUGUAACUAUUCGAAAUAAUGUCGCGACAGUAUUGCAACACUGUGUUGCGCUAAAAAUCGUCGUUGUGAAUUGUCUCGUGUAACAUCACCUUAAGUAUGCAAUUUUCUCAAGAGUUUUGUUCAAGAUUGUAGGUACUCGAGGGUGGUUUCUUUGUUCAAAUUUUAGAGUCAAAGAGGUGAUGCUCACACGUUUAUUAAGAGAGUGCUUUUUGAGAGAUGGUAGUACUUAAAGGCUUUAUAGUAAGUUGUUCAGGAGGUGUUGCUCAUUGUUCAUUUGCGUGACUUUGUGUUUCAUUCCAGGGUUUUUUUUGUGCUUGUUUUGGUGGCUCUUGGAAUUUUCUUUGGACUUGACACUGCAAAGCAGCCGGAGCGGUUUGUUUCUAUAGCCGGGCUAGUUGUUAAUAUCCUGUUUUGCUGGUUGUUUUCCAGACAUCCUAGAAAGGUGAGAUGUGAACCUUUCCUUCACAGUUCUUGCAGUUUUCUUUUUAGCUCCCCUUUUUUUGCAGUUCCUUUUUAGUAUGUUACAUGUAUCUUAUCUAGAUGAUCUCAGUGUUCAAUCUAGGCUGCGUUUUUGCCUCAUUGACGUGUAAUAUUUGAGCAAUAGAAAAUGUUUUCCGUGUUUGCAUAGCUUGAUAUAAACAAGAGAGGGGUGGCGAGAAUUCGAGACAGUUAUGUUCGUCUCGGGUUUGCAUAACUGUCGAGAAUUCUCUCAACCCCUCGAGUGUUUAUAUCAGGCUAUGCAAACAAACUGCUUUUAUAAAAUAACUUUCCCAAGAAAAAAAGCAUGUAUGUAUGCACAACGAUCUUUUUUCCCAUUACAAUCUUUUUCUGGGAAAACUUAAAGAAAAAUUGGCCCGAAAAGCGCACGUAAAUACUGAUGCAAGUAUUCUAGAUCGUCCUCAUGCCCCCUGGGCAUCCCAUAAUACUCCUUAAAUCCAAUUAAUUCAAUAUGGCUGCCGUAUCGGUAAAAAGGUCUAUUAAGAGAUAACUCAAGAGAAAAACGUCAAAAAUAGUAAAACUAAUAUAUAGCAUUCUAAUCAUUUUGUUCUUAUUGGCCAGUAAAAACAUCACAUUAAUUUAUUUAUUUCCAAUUUCUGAACAGAAAAAAAGGAUUGUGCACCAUUAAGGAGCUUCCAAAUAAUCUGCAACGGCGUUAUUUUAUCUUUGAUGUUUGCAGCUUUUCGUAACCAGUCUCCUCUUCCAACUAUGAUAUUCUCAAUUUCUGCCUAACUUGGUUCAUUCUGACAGGGUGCACUGUAGGGUGCAACAUAGUGUGAUUUCCACAAUUUGAAAACAAGUUAGAUGUGAAAUCAUCUCAGUAAAUGUUAAAUUAAUGACAUCACAAGUGGCACGAAGGCAUGUUCUCCCACCUGUGAAUGUGUUAAAAAGAGUUGUCAGUAGAAGUCAGCAAGUAUGUAAUAAAGUUUUAAUCAUGUGACUAUCUCUUUAGGUUAAGUGGCGCCCUGUUAUUUGGGGACUGGCUUUGCAGUUCAUAUUUGGUGUCCUCAUUCUGCGGACUUCAGUUGGCUUCAACGCAUUCAAAGGACUUGGAAACCAAGUCUCCAUAUUUCUUGAUUACACCAAUGUGGGCGCUGAAUUUGUGUUUGGAGCUGAUUACACAAAACACUUCUUUGCUUUCAAGGUACCGUUCCAUUUUAUUAUUGACCUGCAUGUUAAAAAAUGUAGUUUUAUGGACUGAAUUAAUUAAGUUAACUCAACAGUGUAAAAGAAUUAAAAAGUUUUUAGAGCUGAGCCUUCCUCAUUUUGUCUGAUGAAAGGGCUUGCCCUCCAUAAGUUAUGUUUUCGAUAUUUUUGUGGUGUUAAUUGAACUUUGUCAUACAAUGUAGCAGGCAAUGUGUCCAUUCUAUCAGUACUUGCAGGGGUUUGGAUAAGAAUUGAAGUAGCCAGCAGGUUUGAUUAGAGUAACCGACUGUAUCAACAAGGAGCCAGUAGUCCACGUUUUCAUACGGUGUCUGGGAGAAUGCUCCCUCAGACAAUGUUUAAAGUGCAAAGCCCUCAUACGCAAUUUCUAGUACUGAGAGGACUAAACUGAGUACAAAAGAGCAAGUUAUUUGGGUUUCCAGCUGUAAGUCAAAUUUUGAUGUACAGUCAACUCUCAAUAACUUGAACCUUCAAGAGAGUUCGGGAGUUCAAGUUCUCGGGAGUUCGAAAAAAUAGCCGGGAGUAAGGGAAAAAAACAGUUUUUACUGUACAGUGAACAUUUUAAUCACAGUUAAUUGAAGAAAUGUUUAGUAAAAAUUGAAAGAUACUUCUAGAUUAUAAAUCAGAACGUAACAUAACAAAACAUUGCCUAAAUAGAGCAUGCGUUUUACUGUUUUGAGAAGUAAAACUGUUUCACGUUAGAUUUGUGAUAAACAACAUCAACCUCCACUAGUAAACUAUAUGCCUACAACACGUCAAUGGGAAAUGCAAAAUUCAAUGUUUUGGAUGCCAGUAGACUGUUUUUUCCCUGACUUUUUAAGGGCUCAUAUAUCAAGAGUAAAAUUAUAAUUAUCGAAAUGAUCUGAGGGGAAAACAAAAACUACUUUGAGAUGUGGGAGGUUUGAGUUAUCGAGGGUUUCAGUUACUGAGGGUAAAAUUACAGUAAAUGUAUGAUGGAAAUCCAGGAGAAAACAAUUUUUGUUUGAGACAGCACGAGGUUCGAGUUCUCAAGAGUCAACUGUAUUAGCCACACAAUUAACUCCUACUUGUACAAGCAAUGAACAAAUGAUAAUUACUAAGUUACGUACAUUUUUGUGUGAACAAAUUCUAUUUUUGCCCUGUGACAUAAUUCAAACUGGUUGCUUCUUCUUUGGGGGAAAAAAAGUAGCAGACUUCUCUGAGCAAUGUACCCGAUGCGUUUUGUCGAUCAUCGGUGCUUCAUACUUGAAACCCUGACUUGCAUGUCUUCUUUAUUUCUUUCUUACUUCAUGCUAAGAUUCACUUUUCAUGGCUUUUGUAACAAUAUUAUCACCGAUAUGUGUCAACUUACCACAUAGCAAGAUUAAUUAUUAAUUAUUUGUUUAUAAAUUACACCAUCAUUUAUUACGAGGUUAUGAGGCCUCUGAAGUCUUACUUUUUAUCUGAAGGUUGUGUGGAUCACACAACGUCUAGUCAUGUAACUGUGACUUGUUUUGGCAAAUUUUCCUUUUUAGAUAAGCUCAAAAAAAAGUCCACAUUAAUUGUUAAGUUGUGUUACCCAUUGGCGAAGUUAAGAACAUAAUUCACUGGUCUGAUGGCAAAAUCCACUAGCCCUGGGCUACUGGACACAAUUUUCUUUGUCGCUACGUAGUGUACUACAUAAAUUUUUAGCAGACUGUAUAAUUUUCUUAUGUGAAUGCUGUGUCAUGUUUACUUUGCAGGUUCUUCCUGUUGUCAUUUUCUUCAGUUCUGUGAUUUCUGUUUGUUACUACAUUGGUAUAAUGCAAGUGAUAAUCAAGAAGAUUGCGUGGCUCAUGCAGAAGACCAUGAAGACAUCUGGUGUAGAGUCUUUGAAUGCUGCUGGUAACAUUUUUAUUGGGCAGGUGCUGAUAUUUUUAAUAUAUAAAUUUAAUAAUUAGUUCAAUUGAGCAUGCAGGAAUUUUGGAGAGCACGAAAGAGGUGUAAGAGUUGCUCAAAGUGUAGCAGAAAGCAACUCUAGCCUCUUGAGUGCUCUCCAAACUUCCCAAGUGCUCAAUAUCUUGACAUACACACUGCUGAAACUUGAACUAAUUUGUUUUAUAACAAUAUCAAAGUAAUCAAUGCAGCAGUUAACUUAAGGUUUUAUUUUGUAGCACACUAAAAGCAGUACUCAUCAAUGUCUAUGUGACUAAGCUUAUAUUUUUUACCUAUACUUUUGUUUUAUCUUGAAACUGAGAGAAAGCUUACUCAAGUGGCGUAAAAAAAAGGCUUUGACUCUGUGCUGGCCAGUCAAGCAGUAACCACAUGUAAUAAAAUGAACAAGACUGCAAAUGGCCUUGUACUCAUUAUGAAUUCAAUGGAGAAUUUCUAACUAGAUCAGAAGUCACUUGGGGCUUGACUUGAUGCAUUCUUUCAUUAUUUUUGAGUUUUACGUGUAUUUCUGUCCUGCUUCUGCUAAUGUUUACUGAUUUCUUCUCCACUCAGACAGAGGCACCUCUCAUGGUCAGGCCUUUCCUUGAGCACGUAACAAUGUCUGAGCUUCAUGCCAUAAUGACUGGAGGUUUUGCGACCAUUGCUGGGGGUGUACUAGCAGCGUACAUUGAAUUUGGAGUAUCAGCUUCCCAUUUGUUAAGUGCAUCUGUGAUGUCUGCCCCAGCUGCUCUUGCUAAGUAUUCUAGAUCGUCCUCAUGCCCCCUGGGCAUCCCAUAAUACUCCUUAAAUCCAAUUAAUUCAAUAUGGCUGCCGUAUCGGUAAAAAGGUCUAUUAAGAGAUAACUCAAGAGAAAAACGUCAAAAAUAGUAAAACUAAUAUAUAGCAUUCUAAUCAUUUUGUUCUUAUUGGCCAGUAAAAACAUCACAUUAAUUUAUUUAUUUCCAAUUUCUGAACAGAAAAAAAGGAUUGUGCACCAUUAAGGAGCUUCCAAAUAAUCUGCAACGGCGUUAUUUUAUCUUUGAUGUUUGCAGCUUUUCGUAACCAGUCUCCUCUUCCAACUAUGAUAUUCUCAAUUUCUGCCUAACUUGGUUCAUUCUGACAGGGUGCACUGUAGGGUGCAACAUAGUGUGAUUUCCACAAUUUGAAAACAAGUUAGAUGUGAAAUCAUCUCAGUAAAUGUUAAAUUAAUGACAUCACAAGUGGCACGAAGGCAUGUUCUCCCACCUGUGAAUGUGUUAAAAAGAGUUGUCAGUAGAAGUUAGCAAGUAUGUAAUAAAGUUUUAAUCAUGUGACUAUCUCUUUAGGUUAAGUGGCGCCCUGUUAUUUGGGGACUGGCUUUGCAGUUCAUAUUUGGUGUCCUCAUUCUGCGGACUUCAGUUGGCUUCAACGCAUUCAAAGGACUUGGAAACCAAGUCUCCAUAUUUCUUGAUUACACCAAUGUGGGCGCUGAAUUUGUGUUUGGAGCUGAUUACACAAAACACUUCUUUGCUUUCAAGGUACCGUUCCAUUUUAUUAUUGACCUGCAUGUUAAAAAAUGUAGUUUUAUGGACUGAAUUAAUUAAGUUAACUCAACAGUGUAAAAGAAUUAAAAAGUUUUUAGAGCUGAGCCUUCCUCAUUUUGUCUGAUGAAAGGGCUUGCCCUCCAUAAGUUAUGUUUUCGAUAUUUUUGUGGUGUUAAUUGAACUUUGUCAUACAAUGUAGCAGGCAAUGUGUCCAUUCUAUCAGUACUUGCAGGGGUUUGGAUAAGAAUUGAAGUAGCCAGCAGGUUUGAUUAGAGUAACCGACUGUAUCAACAAGGAGCCAGUAGUCCACGUUUUCAUACGGUGUCUGGGAGAAUGCUCCCUCAGACAAUGUUUAAAGUGCAAAGCCCUCAUACGCAAUUUCUAGUACUGAGAGGACUAAACUGAGUACAAAAGAGCAAGUUAUUUGGGUUUCCAGCUGUAAGUCAAAUUUUGAUGUACAGUCAACUCUCAAUAACUUGAACCUUCAAGGGAAAUCCAAAAACGUUUGAGUUAUCGGGAGCUCGAAAAAAUAGCUGGGAGUAAGGAAAAAAAAAACAGUUUUUAUACUGUACAGUGAACAUUUUAAUCACAGUUAAUUGUAGAAAUGUUAAGUAAAAAUUGAAAGACACUUCUAGAUUAUAAAUCAGAACGUAACGUAACAAAACAUUGCCUAAAUAGAGCAUGCGUUUUACUGUUUUGAGAAGUAAAACUGUUUCACGUUAGAUUUGUGAUAAACAACAUCAACCUCCACUAGUAAACUAUAUGCCUACAACACGUCAAUGGGAAACGCAAAAUUCAAUGUUUUGGAUGCCAGUAGACUGUUUUUUCCCUGACUUUUUAAGGGCUCAUUUAUCAAGGGUAAAAUUAUAAUUAUCGAAAUGAUCUGAGGGGAAAACAAAAACUACUUUGAGUUGUGGGAGGUUUGAGUUAUCGACGGUUCGAGUUACUGAGGGUAAAAUUACAGUAAAUGUAUGAUGGAAAUCCAGGAGAAAACAAUUUUUGUUUGAGAUAGCACGAUGUUCGAGUUCUCAAGAGUCAACUGUAUUAGCCACACAAUUAACUCCUACAUGUACAAGCAAUGACGAAUGAUAAUUACUAAGUUACGUACAUUUUUGUGUGAACAAAUUCUAUUUUUGCCCUGUGACAUUAUUCAAACUGGUUGCUUCUUCUUUGGGGGAAAAAAGUAGCAGACUUCUCUGAGCAAUGUACCUGAUGGGUUUUGUCGAUCAUUGGUGCUUCAUACUUGAAACCCUGACUUGCAUAUCUUCUUUAUUUCUUUCUUACUUCAUGCUAAGAUUCACUUUUCAUGGCUUUUGUAACAAUAUUAUCACUGAUAUGUGUCAACUUACCACAUAGCAAGAUUAAUUAUUAAUUAUUUGUUUAUAAAUUACACCAUCAUUUAUUACGAGGCUAUGAGGCCUCUGAAGUCUUACUUUUUAUCUGAAGGUUGUGACAAUCACACAACGUCUAGUCAUGUAACUGUGAUACUUGUUUUGGCAAAUUUCCCUUUUUAGCCAGGGUGCAAAGAUAAUAAUUUUUACAGCUUGCCAUUCAGGCAAGCUGAAGCUAGCAUUUACUAGCCCAGACGUCAUUUCAACUAGCCCCAAAAACGUUUUGACUAGCAGAAUUGAUUUCACAGUUCUUCUGUUAUUCAAAUUCCUCAAAAAACCUCACUUGCCCAUCGGACAAGUUAAAAACAGAAUUCACUAGUCCAACAGCAAAAUCCACUAGCCCUGGGCUAUCAGACACUACUUUCUUUGUACGCUGUUAGAUAAGCUCGAAAAAAAUUCCACAUUAAUUGUUAAAUUGUGUUACAGUGCUUGAAUGUGUAAUUUGAAUUUCCAAAAGCUUCACUUACCCAUUGGCGAAGUUAAGAACAUAAUUCACUGGCCCAAUGGCAAAAUCCACUAGCCCUGGGCUACUGGACACAAUUUUCUUUGUCGCUACGUAGUGUACUACAUAAAUUUUUAGCAGACUCUAUAAUUUUCUUAUGUGAAUGCUGUGUCAUUGUUUACUUUGCAGGUUCUUCCGGUUGUCAUUUUCUUCAGUUCUGUGAUUUCUGUUUGUUACUACAUUGGUAUAAUGCAAGUGAUAAUCAAGAAGAUUGCAUGGCUCAUGCAGAAGACCAUGAAGACAUCUGGUGUAGAGUCUUUGAAUGCUGCUGGUAACAUUUUUAUUGGGCAGGUGCUGAUAUUUUUAAUAUAUAUUUAAUUUAUUAAUAUAUUAAUAUUUUGAGUUUUACGUGUAUUUCUGUCCUGCUUCUGCUAAUGUUUACUGAUUUCUUCUCCACUCAGACUGAGGCACCUCUCAUGGUCAGGCCUUUCCUUGAGCAUGUAACAAUGUCCGAGCUUCAUGCCAUAAUGACUGGAGGUUUUGCGACCAUUGCUGGGGGUGUACUAGCAGCGUACAUUGAAUUUGGAGUAUCAGCUUCCCAUUUGUUAAGUGCAUCUGUGAUGUCUGCCCCAGCUGCUCUUGCCAUCUCUAAGUUAAUGUAUCCUGAAAUAGAAAUACCAGAGACUUUGAAUGAGGAUGAAAUUGAUCUUCCUAAGGGGUUAGUCAUUUGAACAUGAUAUUAUAUGUUCACAGGUUUGGUUUCCUUUCUUAGGCAGUGGUCACCUUUUUCCUUUUAGGUCAUUUCUGACAAUACAUUUUACACUGACAUGUUUCCUUUGUUUGGACUCCCCAUGUGGUCUGAAGAUUUUGAGUGGAACUCCUACAUUUCUCCCUGUACGUUCCUUCUCUUAGUCCUGUCAAAAUGUCUCUUGUGCACUUUUGUAGUGUAUUAUACAUCAGUGCUCCAAGCUCAACAUUUUUCAAUGUGACCUUUUGGCAACCUAAAGUCAUGUCCCCAGACAUAAAAAAUUCGUUGCCAGAAAAAAGGGACACUCUCUGCAACACUACAUGAAUGUUUGAAAGAAUCAAAAUGGCUGCCCAACCAUCGUUAUCGAAUUUGGAGGUGCACGCGACAUAUCAAUGCCUUAUACCCAGAGAACCAGCGUGAAAUUAGGCAAAUUAUCAGGAAAACAGAGCAUACACAAUAUUUAACACAAAUUUUAUCUUAAAAAGACCAUAAACACUAACUGCUAGAAAAAACGCAUCUUGCAAAAUGUUGGGAAUUUCUUGGGAAUAGCUUGGCACAUGAUCGCUGAACACAGGUCACCAAAUUGGCGACUUUCAUGGCAAUUUUAGUCGUGAAUUUUUUUUCUACUCACUAUGGCAACCAAAACGGUCUCAGCUUGGAGCACUGUACAUGUAGUUACACUGCAUGUACCAUUUGUACUUCAAACUUCUAGAAUUUCUUUUGUGUUGCGUGAACUCUAGUGACAAAUAUAUUUAAAGGCUCCAGUUUUUUUAGAGGGGUCAGGGCUGUCACUAAGAUUUCACAUUCCAGGCUAUGCAGUAAUGCAUGUAGAACAUGCAACAUUGAACCAAUUAGGAAUUUAUUUCAGUUGCUAGCAGUAGUGCUCAUAGUUGCAAGGAAAUUCUAAAUGACAGCUCUAUGGAGUCCAACUGAAUUUAAAGGGUAAGAGAAAUCUGAAACCCAAUUCCUGUUUGUGUUAUUUUAUUUUGUAGGAAUGAAAGAAAUGUCAUUGAAGCCGCUGCCAAGGGUGCCUCUACUGCCAUUGCAUUAGUUGCCAAUAUUGCUGCCAAUUUGAUUGCAUUCCUGGCAUUUCUUGCAUUUUUCAAUGGAGUGUUGUCAUGGUUGGGGUCCAUGGUUGGGAAACCAGAAGUCAGUUUUGAGGUUUGAACUUUAUUUCUGAUUUUUGCUGUACAGCGUCUGUAAUUGUGGGAGUGUAAAAGUCUAUGGCUGUCAUUUCUGCCACCAUUUGUGUUAGCCUUAGCAGGGAACUGUUAAUUAGAACAAUUUAUUAUUUGAGGUUGUUUUUCUCACUAGUUCUUACAUAUACUUAAGACAGGUGUAAGAGUAAAUUUCACUUCACCCCUUUCAUUCCUUACAGUACAUUUGCUCAUAUGUUCUUCGACCCGUUGCCUUCAUCAUGGGUGUGGAAUGGAGAGACUGUGAUGUUGUUGCUGAAUUGCUGGGUAUCAAAACCUUCCUGAAUGAAUUUGUUGCGUAUGCCAAACUUUCUGAGUACAUAAAGAACCGACAGGCUGAAAAUGGCUUGCGUACCAUUUCGGUGAGUCCAUGACCUUUUCCCCUUACAGGUUCAUUGAAUUUAUUAGAGACCUUUAGCAUACGGUUUUUUUAUGGGAAACCACAAACUGCAGUUUACAGUUAUACAUUUGCAGUUUCACAUUGCCAGGAUUUCAAAUUUUAGCAGGGCAUUCAUUUUUUAGUGCCACCAUGUUGUUAGGGGUAAUUCAUUUAUUUGAGUUCAAAAAUCCAACAAGCACAUCACAGACGGAUAAAGAAAACUACUUUGUGCCUUUAAACAUGAGGCUGUACAAUUUUAAGUGGGAAAAAAACUUGCCGUAAGUCGCUUACCGCUGGAUGCCCUUCCUGCCCUUCAAGCGUGAACUGAAAACUGCAAACUCGACUGCAAAACCAUAGUCACGUGACAUUCUCGGGUUUGCGGUUUUCCCUGAAAAACCCGAUGCUAAAGGUCUCUGAUGUGUAGUCUGCAAUUUUGUAAAAAUAAUUGAUGGCGAUGUUUUACAGGAGGUACAGUUGUAGCUUAUACACACUAGGCUUUGGUUGACAUCUUGGAAUGUAAUACAAGUAGCACAGUUUACUUUUAUCAUAACAUUCCUGUAGAAAACACUUUUGAAAUACCAAGUUUAUGAUCAUGGUUGUUGUAAAUUUGAAUCAUGGUUGUAGGAGGAAUUGUGAAUUCCUUUGAGAUUUGCCUUGGAUAAUGGGCAAUAUUGACAUUAAAGUGUUUUUAAAAAUUAUUUUGUUAGAGUAGCAAACUGCAGAUCAGGCUUCAGUGUGAUGCAUUCUUUGUAAAAAGCAUUAAAACCAUUCAAACAAAAGUGUUUUGCUAACAGUAAAUUGGGCUACUACAUGAUAAAUGUAAGUUCAAACUUGAUGUACACUAGGUGAUGUUAUGCAGCAGCAAAUUGUGGCAACCUCAUUUACAUGUACUUCUGUAAUUCCGAAAUACAUUAUGACUUUUAUGUCCUGUUUUGUCCGUGACUGUUUGAAUGAUACCAUUGCAUAAUAGAGGCCACAUUUUGUCCCUGUGACAGCCUUUUGGGUGUGUCACAUGGGGAAACUGUUGCCAUGACAAUUAAAUUAUUGCAAUAGUUGCCUAGACUAGUGUACAUUAAGCUUAAAUUGUACAAAAUAACUGGCAGGAGUAAACAGCCAAGGUAAGUGACAUAUAGCUGUAAUUAUUUCGCCCCUGCUGGAUGCCUGCUGGUGAUAUCUAACUAGUGGUAAACAGGAAUGCAUGUGACUGCUGCUCUCAAGGUGGAUGAUACGAGAUUCCAAGCAAAAUUGCUAUUCACAGGAACUGGCUAGUUCAAGAAAGCCUCGCAUGCGGUUUUAAUUAACACCUAAAUAACGUUGAGCUAAAUCAAAAUAUUACACAUUAAUGCAUGAAAAGCAAUUAAGAUAAUCCAUCAGGAAAUUGAUUAAUUUUGAUUUUCAGUGGAAGAACCUUGUACUAGAAUGUAUAAGCAGAAGGGUGCGAUAAGUGCUAAAUAGAGGAGUUUUUGAUGAAAUCGUAAAAUAGCACACUCAGUUAUAGAAUAGUAGAAUCGGAAAAAUCAGAAGAAUCAUACAACUGGAGACUUGUUUUUAAUCUUCAAUUGUUUUUAGACUUCAAUUCUAAGUAGCAUUCGAAGAAAUCUGUAGUGCUUCUAAAUCAGUUAUACUAUUUUCUGAUUUAGCAUUUAUUGCACUGCUCUCGUAUCACAUUCUCUUUUACACUUUUCAAGAGCUCUAAAUCUUAAUGCAGUAAGUUAUAUGUAUAUCAAAUAGCUCCAAGAAAAGGUUCUCAUAGGAGCCUGAGAAAAUAAAUUUCAAAUGUCACAGGAAUUGAGAAAACACAGUUAAAAUCGUCAUGUGUAAGAUUUCAUUUUGCGAAAUUUGUUUUUUUUUUAAGGUUGUUUUCUUGGGCUCCCAUGAGAACCUUUCAUUUGGAGUUAUUUCAUAUAACUUAUUACAUUUAUAGCUCUCGAAAAUUUUAAAAAAGAAUGCAAUAUGGUUGAAAUUAUCCAUGCUCAAGGUUUUUGUUAACUGAAAAUUAAAGUUACUCAAUUUUCUAAUGGAUUCCGUCUUCUUGUGCUGUCCUACAGUUGUGAACCAAUGAUCUGAAUGCAUCUGAAAAUGUUCAUACCAGCAUAAAAAAUAAAUUUUUGGACCGUUUAUUGUUUGGAUGUGUUCUCACCCCUCCCUCCAGUCAAUAGGUUAUGGUCAGUGGCUGUCUUCUGUUUUAAGUGAUGUUGGCAUUGAAUGGGGGAGAGUGGGUAACGAGAACACACUGAUUUGUUCCAGAAUUUUUAUUGUGCAAGGCAUAAAUAAUGAAAUAAUGUAGCUGUCUAAAGCUAACUGUACUUAAGCCUUCACGGUAGAUAUUAGACUUCAUAAUACAUCUCAACUUAAGAAGUUCUCUGGCCUCUUUUCAUUCUUUUAAAACUGCCCUUGUUAACAGUACAAUAAGGGUGCACUUGAUUGUCCCAGAGUAAAAGAAAAUUUGUAUCGUUGAAAACUGUACCAGUUGCCUGAAAGGAGUAGGAACAAGUGAAAGCUAGUUGGGUGCGCAUGACUGUGAAGGGCGUACGACCUUUUCAUUCUUGUCUACCCAACUUUCUAUUUUCCUUUGCCUUUCUAGUAUUUAAUCCCUGGCCAAUGUGCAUUGUUACAAACAUGUAACAAUCUUCUUGUUUAUCUUGUCCUGGAAUAUGCCCAAUCAGUGUAACUCCAGUGUGUUUUUACUGUAACAGUUGCAUGUACUUUCUACUCAUUUACAGACAUGUAUACACAUCGUGUCUAAAACGCUGUUUAUUUCUCAAUGUCUAAGUUUCAAAUUCUUGAACAGGUUUUUUGUGCAUGCAAGCCAGUGUAAAUAAAGCAACAGCUACCAUAGUCUGCUCUGGGAAAAAGCAAAGGAUGGCAUAGCAUGUUUAAAGCUUUGAAGUUGGCAAAUGCAUGCUUAAAGCAUUAUGCUAGAUCUCUGCAUGCUAUAACAAAUACUAAGAUUAAGUAUAACGAACUUUCUUGCCAUGUUUUCUUGAAGAAGGCAAUCUCUCUUAAUUAUUAACCGAGUUGGAUUUAACUGAACCUUUUCUUUUCAACAAUUUAUGCUAACUGCUCUUAACGAUUUUGAUGUUUAUUUUCUUGCUAACAGCACAAAGUUACUCGAUUUUAAACACUCGAUUGUAAGUAUUAAAAAUUAAUGCCAUUAACAGUUUAAAAACAGCAAUUUACCCUGCCUCCAAUAUUACUGAUUUGUUGUUUUAAUAGGAGUUAAAGUUUAAUAUUAGUUUUAAAAACUUUUUUGCACUAAUUAUUGCAUUGUUUGAUAUUAAGGAAUUGCAAUUAAAUAUAAAAAAAUGUAACAAUAAGGUAACAAUAUAAUUAUUAAAUAAUAAUUAAUAAAUAAUGAUUUUCAAAAUCAACACUUUACCUCUUGCUAGCAUCCUUUAAUAUGUUUGAUAUUCAGGUAUUCAAAACGGAUAUAAAAAUGUAAAAAUAGGGUGUCAUUAUAAUUAAUAAUAAAAAUAUUAAUGAUUUUAAAUUUUUGGAAAUAAAUAAUAAAAUAUAAAAAUAAGGUAUCAUUAUAAUUAAUAAUAAUAAUAAAUAGCAUUAAUGAUUUUCAAUAUCAAUACUUUACCUCCUGCUAAUAUCCUUAAAUAUGUUUGAUAUUCAGAUAUUGAAAAUAUAUAUAAAUUAUAAUAAAUGGUAACUUAAGGUAAUAAAAUAAGAAAAUGAUUUUCUGAAUAACAACAUUUUACCUCUUGCUGAUAUCCUUUAACUUGUUUGAUAUUCAGGUAUUGAAAAUAAAUGUAACAAAUGAUAACUAAAGGUCAAGAAACAAAAAAUAAUGAUUUUCCGAAUAACACCAUUUACCUCUUGGUGAUAUCCUUUAACAUGUGCUUAAAAAUUAAAGACGUUUUUAAACUGUACCAAAAUAAUCCUCUCUUUUACAUACAUGCAAGGCUCUAAGGGGCUAUAUUUGCAUAAGCAUAAGCAUUUAAUUAUCUAUUUGUCGUUUAUAAGAGGUUGCUUUGAAUUUUAACUUGAUGUAAAAUCUUUAUUUCACGGCUUUAAAUUCAUAAUUGCAUGCUUACAGAAAAUCAUGACAUAUACACAUACUGAAAUUUCUGAGAUCCAAUUAAGACAUCCUAAAACUUUGAUUAAUCAAACUUUACUCCUUGCUUUCUAAUGAAGUAAUUUUGUUCACAUGCUACACAAAUACAGGAUAUUAGAUAAAGAAGCAUCUUUAUUUUAAUCAUGGAAUUUACAUCUUGAAAUGAAUGUAAAUUUGGUUAACAUACCUAAUUCGUUUUAAUGGUUACAAAAUUUGUGGAAAAAAUUUUUCAAUAGUAUUUUUUAAACUAAAUUUCUCAUAAAUUUAUUGGUCAAUUAUUUUGUAAUUGAAACUAAGUAUGUGACGAAAAGAGGUGAUCAUAAAAGACAUAACCUUAUCAUAUUGUAAGCUUGUUAAUGUCGUAAAUGUUAGCUACUGUACUAACCGAUUUAAUGUCCUAAAGGCAGACUAAAUACAUUUACAUUCAAAAAAAAAAAUUUUUUUUAAUGAAGUGUAAUGUCAUAUAUUAUUUAUAUUAGUUACCGUGUUUUGUGAAAUAAGUUAGCAUAAUAAGGGUCUAUUCAUAAUUUAUUGUAUCUACCAAUAAAGUUUUCAUUAUCUAUAACUGUUUGAAAACUCUGUUCAAACUUGAAAAAGUGUUAAAUCUUAAGCAUUUUAUGAAUAAUUGUACUGUUUACAGCAUAGCAAUAUUUUUUAAAGAAGUUAACCAAAGUUAAGUUAAAACAAUAUAAUAAGUUUAAAGUGAAUGACUCCUUAAUUCUAGUUGGAGACAAGCAGUUUAACUUAAUGUGGCUUUUGACAUAUUUGCUCAAACCUGUUUUUCUAUUUAAAGUCAAAAUAUAUUUUUAAAGUAUGACAAGAGCUGGUAGCUUAUCACCACUAUUAAAUUAGAGAUGCAGGUGUAUGCAUGUAUAUAAAUAAUGUCUUCCACAUAAUUAUAAUUUUAACUGUUUUCUUAUACAUUGUAGUUUAGAGUAUUUUAAAUGGUUCCACCUCCUCCCUACUGCUAUCAGGGUCAAGUUGAUGAAUAGAUAAAGAGAAACAAUAUUACUUAACCAAAAUUUAAAGGAUUCUGAAUCUUAACAAUUCUGACAUUAUAUUGUGUUAUGAUAAGAAAAUAUCUAAAAUAAUGAACUGGAUUAAUAUGCUUAACUCAUGGUGCAAAUAAACUGCUGUUUUUGCUGCGGUUGUUUAUUGUGGUAAUUAUUCAAUUGCAUCUAAAUGCUAUAAACAGUGAUGUUCAGCAACUACUCCAGACUUUCUAAGUGACAAGGUAAGGCAUGUUUGAUGUAUCUGUACUGCAUUUUUUAACAAAAGUCUAACUUAAGAAAUUAAAUACCACUGAACUUGAUAACUUUUUUUUCUUUAAGUUCAUUUCUGAUAAACUGUGUGGGACUCUUAACUUCUUGAUACUUGCAUUCUGUGACUUUUAACUUGAAAAGUGUGAACUUUGCUAAUCAUAUUGCAUUGCACAAACUGAAUAACAACUUUGUUUUCAUCUUCACUACCCUAGAACUGUGUUGUUAGUGCAUGGUAUUACAGUACCAUUUCUGUAUAAUUUAACUAUGCUCUUAAUACUUUUAACAAAGUGGUCUCGAGUCUGUUAAUAAAUCCGAUUAUAAUUUGUGGUUUAUUGAGAGUUUUUGGGAAAUAAAAACUGGAUUGUUGUCGUUGCUUUUUUUCAAAAUACCUCUGCGAGGUUAUUGCUAAUAGGUAGCAAAGGCACUAACAAUAAACACCCUGAAGCUAAUAGCACUGAAUACAGUAUUUGUCUCUUGACUUUCAAAUUCUCACGAUGCAGUUUUAUCGGUAUCUGGCAGUUUACUGCUAACGUUUAGUCAGAAUCAUUUAUUUCUUCAGUGGUUGCUUGAAAUUAGCUUAUUUUUCAGACUGCCUGACUAUCCAUUCAUUCACCAUUUGUUAUGUACUCAAUUUAUAACAAUCUGUAUCAGCUGCAUGUGUGAUACUGUAUUACUUUCGCUCAGCAUGGAACAAAGUUUUUUCGUUAUCUCUAUUUUCACUUGCCAUUGAAGUGAAAAUAACUUCUCUUUAACUGUUCAAUGCUCCUUUAAUACACGUUUUGCACAAAGAGUAGUUUACUAGGAAUAAUCAUAGGAAACUAUGAAAAAACUAAUUUUAAUAUCUAAUGGCGCACUGUCAUUAUCUCUAUUUUCACUUGCCAUUAAAGUGAAAAUAACUUCUCUUAAACUGUUCAAUGUCCUUUUAAUGGACUAUUUGCACAAACAGUAGUUUACUAGGAAUAAUCAAAGUAAACUACGAAAAAACUAAUUUUAACUUGUAAUGGCACACCAUAUCAAGGGUUAGAUCUUUCCGCCUUGAGUAUCAUAAUGAGCCCUAUGUUUGGAAGUCUAAAAUUAAGGUGCAUGACUUGUCUUGUAGCAAGAGUAAAUUUCAUUUUAGUCUUGCUGCUUCAUGCUUUUUCUUGCUUGUUAUAAAUUUUUGCAGAGGUGGUCGAGCCCUUAAAUCCUUCCUUGGAAGUUCCUUUUUAUGGUGUGCCCUUUUAUUUUAACCCUUUCACUCCCAAGCAAGAGUAUGGUCACAAAUCCAGUACUAAGAUCCAAAUUUCAGUGCAAGUAAAUACUUGUAUCAUAUCAAUAGUCCCAUCAUUAUGAUUUCUUCCACGGUCUUGAACUGCAGAGUUGCAGUAUAUUCCCCUUAAUAUUUGCUUGGAAGUUAAAGAAUGUGAGUCAUACUCAUCCUAUUAAUUCCUGUUCAUUACUUAUAUUAAUUAUUUGUUUAUUAGCUGCUCACUGAGUUGCCAUUUCACGUCGAUUAUCUCGAUCACCAUUGUUCAACUACUUUCUCUUUUUGCCUUAUACUGACCAUUUUUUUCACUUAUAUUUUAAUCCUUACGAGAGAUGUCUGCCGAUAUUGCUCUUCUUUUACUCUGAGGUUUAUUUUGUCUCACUGAGUAGUUUUCUCUGCUCCUUAUCUAACCCUUCUAACAGAUUCGCUCAGAGAUUAUAGCAACAUAUGCGUUAUGUGGUUUUGCCAACUUCUCCUCUAUCGGAAUCCAAAUUGGUGGCAUGGGGCCACUUGCGCCAUCAAGAAGAUCAGACAUGGCUCGUGUUGCUGUACGUGCACUGGUUGCAGGUACCGUAGCCUGCUUCAUGACAGCAUGUAUUGCAGGUGAGAUAUAUGUUUUUGUUGUUGUUUUAUUCAAACAGAUUCGUUCUGAAAUCAUUGCCACGUAUUCCCUGUGCGGGUUCGCAAAUAUGGGCUCAGUAGGGGUAGUGCUUGGUGGACUCGGUCCCAUGGCCCCAAACAGAUUGCCCGAUAUGUCCAAGAUAGCAAUCAGGACCCUUGUUGCUGGGACUGUGGCUUGUUUCAUGACUGCAUGUAUGGCAGGUGAGGUGUCUGUACAGCAUUGAGAAAGCAAUGUCUAACCCUGUACCACGGAGAAUUCCAAUCAAUAGUCAACAAAGAUAAGAGAAUUAUCCUAAAAUGCUGAUAUUCUACUAAGUUUCGUAUUGUUGGUCAUCAUUGGAAUGGUCUCAACAUAGGGUCUUAUCCACAAUGUCAAAUGUCACAUGUUUAGUUUAGUUGUAUUGAUUCUGGAAGUAGAGUAUUUUUAUGCCGAAGUGAGGAAUGCAAGUAGCUUUCACUCCCUGUGUCAAAGACAAUUGUCAUAACCUUCCCCGCUUGUUGAUGCUCCUGUGGAGAACUGCAGACGUGACUUCAGAGACUGGGUUGCCGGGCUUAGCUCAGAGAUGAAGAUCUGAGAUGGAGCCAUAUUAAACUUUGUUUCCCUUAUUUUGCCAUCUUAUCAUUUUCGUGGCCAUGUUUCUGCAACAGUUUCCUCGUUUGCUAUGGCCUCAAUGUCUGCUGUAAUAGAUUUCCUCCAUACUCAUGGUUGUGAUUUGGAAUAUAGUCUUAAAGUGCUGUACUGUGUUCUGGUGUCAAACUUUCAUCCUUUUUGAGAUCUUGAAACACGUGAUAUGCCAUGUUACAUUUCUUUUCUAUUUAAAAGCUUGUGUAGGAAAGUUAAAAACAGUCAUGAAUGUCUCUUGGAAAGACCAUUCCUAAGACUGUUGAAGGAGAAUGAGAAUGGAUUGACUAAGGGAGUGCAGAAAAGUUCAACAUGGCGAUGAUGAUGCAUGGAAAACGUUUAUCAUAGAAUACUGCUAAUGGUGUUACCUUGCAUUAUGCUUAAAAUUCCUGACCUACUCCUGAAAACAAUAUGGUGUACUGUAGGUGUUUGACUGUCUUUGUAUUACUGCGUUAAUCAGUAACUAAGCUUUCUGUUUUCCUCCUCAGGUGUUCUUUAUGAUGAGACACUGUAUGAAAGUGCAGUUGGUCUUACAACCACUGCUGCCACCAUCAAUGGCACAGUAAUACCAACCACAGCCUCUUAAUUGUAGUGUACAUCUUUUCUGUUAAUAGCUUAGUAACUUUAGUCUUUGGGGGUCGGGGGUAGGAUUAAUUUUGUCAUGUAACAAAUUAUAUGAGUAUUUUCCUACAUGUAUCAUGAGAUCAUUAUGCUAUCAAACAAGUCAGUCAGCAAUUUUUAUAGGGAGUGGGUGUUUGAAAGCCUGUUUACACUGUGCAACUGUCUCGAAAGGAAUGUGCUUGCAGCAAAACUACAACCCGAAUCCUAUCAUGCAAAUCAAGUCAACAGCAAUUGCAAAUCAGUUUUAGGACUGAUAUACAAAAUGCGAUUCGUGUUGUAAACGUAUCGCAAGCACAUUACUUGUAACUUAGUUGUGCUGUGUAAACUGUUUAAGUUUGAGAAAUUAUCCAAAGUAGUAUUACAAGAAUUAUUAAGAACAAAAAGUGUUUGCACCACCAAUACUUUUGAUCUUUCUUGCUUCUGUGUGUUUAAUGAAAAGCAUCUUUUUUUAACUAAGAGUUAAACAAGGGUAAUUGGUUUCCUUUCUUAUGUUUUUUAUUAUUUCAUUUCGCAAGUAUGAUUUUUUUAUUCUUGCGCAUUAUUUAUCCUGGAAUAGAGACAUAUUUUUACCAAAAUUCCACUAGAAAAUCGUUUUGAAAUAACCAUAACAGCUAUCGUUUUCUCAAGCAAAACGUCAUUUUAUACUUAAUUGUAAGUAACAAAUGUCAUUUAGUGUACUCUUUUGUAAAUAAAAGUAUCUUCACGUGAAACGUUGUAAUUUUCUCUGUCAGGUGUAAAAGUGUGGGCUCAUAGUGGUAUAUUUGUAACAAACGCACCUCACCUCCCUCCUGCAUUUCACCAUUCUUCUGCAUUUCACUGGGCAUAGUAACUAAUCCUAGUUUUGCGCAAGUAAUGAUCCGAGUAAGGUGGAUAGCAAUUUCUUUUGUUAUGCGGCAACGGUGCUUUCCCCACAUAGGAAUGUUCUCAUGUUUACACAGAGAAUGCAUAAACCUACAUGAAGGCCGUUUACGCAAUAAAAUGCAUUUACACUCCUCUUUGAAAGGGUGUUUUUGUGUUGAAAGAUUUUGACCAAUCACAAGAGUUGAAAACAAUAGCCAAGAAAAGUUUACAAUUCCACAUGUUCCUCACAUAGGAUUUCUUUGUUAUUCAAACUGAGACCAGAUUUUGUUAUAUGGAAGAUGGUUGGAAAGUAAGGAUGAAUAUAUGUACUGCUUUAUGAAGUUUUGUUAACUUUUGCUGUUUAAGCCAAUAAGAAGUAAGUGCAGACAAUAGAAAAGUUAGCACCUUUUUUGCAUUCCAACAUGUUCGUUUCCGUUGUUGCUAUCGUUCUUAUCUGUACCGUUUCUUAAAGACCUUAUUCACGAUACCCGAUAACGGUCAUGCAAAAUGAACAGCUCUAGUUUCGACAGAAAUUAGGUCAUUAUUGUUUGCUGCGAGGAUAUCUACAGUCGCUGCUGCAUUCAGAAAGGUAGCAACGGGCAUUUCAAACCAUAAUUUACCACAAUCGUCUUUAACAUGAAAGGUUUUGUAUUUUUUGCCGUCUAGAAUAAACAAACUCGACCGCCAUUUCUUGCACUUGCAAUUUCUUUUCACUUAUUUGCCCCUAGACCUAUUCGGCUAACUCAGUGUUGUACCCAAUUGACCACUCCAGAAAAUACCAUAACAUGCCAUAAUACUCUUAAUUAGUCACUCCAGCAUUUUGCAUAAGCAUUGUCUUUAGUUUCUCUUGGGUGUUAAAAUGGCCCCAAGAGAAACUGAAAACAAUGCUUUUGCAAAAUUUUGGAGUGACCAACAAAGAGUAUUAUGGUAUGUUAUGGUAUUUUCUGGAUUGGUCAAUUCAAACCCUUUGGAAACAAAUUAAUUUGUUUCAGGAAUUUCCAUAUCAUUUAAAUGUGAAUGCCGCAUAAGGCAAAUACAAUACACAAAGAAUCUUUACCCCGGGAGAUUUGAAUCUGGUACAACACUGAGUCAGCCGAAUAGAGUGUUUUCACAUGACGUCACGGCGGCCAUAUUGGUGUCCCAAAACAAUGAAACGGCCGCCAUGUUGGUGUCUAAACCAAUCCUGUGAGAGUUGAAAUCUUUUCUUAUGCAAACGCUUUCUUUUGUUCCAAUAAAUUUGCAUAGAUGCUGACCACGUGAGUGAAAACACUCAGGGUGUAUCAGUCUUUAAGCGCGUGCAGUGUUGACGGGUAUUACUCUUUGGACAAUGUUCUGAUGACACAGUGCUCCCCAGCGAUAGAACGGGUGACGAAUCCUAAAUAACGUCUUUUAGAAUAGGCCACUUUUGAUAUAUAAAAGCUCAGCAUGAUGGCGACUCUUGGAGGACAUAAACAAAGAAAAUUGAUAAUCAUGUUUAUUCAGUGUUUUUGGUAGAGGACACAAACAAAGAAAAUGAAUAAACAUUAUGCAUUUACUUUGUGUCCUCCAAUUAUCGCUGUCAUGCUGAAUUUUAAUAUAUCGAAAGUGGCUUUUUGCUGCCCAGUUGACUUUUAUUUGUAUUCAACUAUCAUGCCUGUAGACACUUAAGGUAAACCUAUCAAAGUUCUGAGAUUUUGAUAGUCACAUAAAUGUUUUGAUAGUCUAAGGUUAUGAUAUUUGCAUACUCUCGUUAUGUAUCCAAAUAUCAUGCCUCUUCACACAAUGUAACGGUAUCAAAGUUCUGAGAUUUUGAUAGUUACAAUAACAAUUAGUAUUAUGAUACGGUAUAUCCAAAUAACAAACCUUUGCGCGAUCUAACCCUAUCAAAAUUGAUAUAUUUUGAUAGUUGAUAGAAUCAAUAAUAGUCUGAUAAUAUGAUAAUAAUCUGAUGUUAUCAUAUCUCAAAAUAUCAACCCUCAAUGCUCUUCAGACCUUUUACUCCAUGCAGAAUAUCAAAAUAUCAUUGCCCUCUAUGGUCUAUCGAUGUCAAAGUAUACUAUCAACAUUCGUUUUAAUGUCUCACCUCACUCGACAUCUUUCCUGUGUUCGUUUCCUUCAGAAAUGUAGUUCGCAUUUGCCUUACAAUUUCUCUUUUAAUUAAAGAUUUCUUGACAGCGUGUGCCACUGAAGUAAAUUUUCUUUUUUCUAUCCCACCCGUGUCUCGCGCAGUGUGCUCGCUCCCCCACCCCUUAACGUCCCAAUGAUGCUGAUGUUCGCGCUACAAAGAAACUAUAUAUUAGGGCAUGCUUCCCAAGCAUAUUAAAGUAGACCAUCGAGACCUUUGGAAUGAAAGCAAAAUAAAUGAUACUUUCCAAAAUAAUGAAUACAAGUUUCCGCAAAGUCGAGAGUCAUUCGUUUGUAUGGUUUGGGCAAGUUUGUUCGUUCUCUCACUUUUGACUAGCCCGUUCCAGGCUCCGAGAUAGUCGGGUCCGCUGAAUUGAAAAAGCGCAAACACUAAAGUAAAACGGGAGGAAACUUACCCACCCCGCCAACUUUCCCCGUGCCUUUUUCUUUUGCGUCUCCCCACUAUCUGAGAGCCUGGAACAGGCUAACUUUUGACAUUAUGACUCUCAAUCUUGGCAAGUUAACUGAUUUCAAGGCGCUCUUUUCGGCAGUCUCGGAGGGGUUUCUUUCUAAAGAAACGUUGGAGGAUUAAAGUUUAAAUAUGACUUUAGUUUUAUCUACUUAUUUAAUCUUCUCAUCCAACUUAUUUAUUCUUCUAUUUUUGUUUUAAAUGUUCCCACCAGAUUGUAUAUAGCUCCAACAUCGGUAUAUAAUCCACACAAAAUCAACAUCUCCUGAUUCGCUCUGGCGGAGGGCUAGACAUGUACUAGAUAACUAUUUACUCCAUUGUCCUAGGUUUUCCUCUCAUAAUGGUUGUUUAAGUGCCGCAUGUCAGUUUGGUGAAAUAGAAAUAAUAUAAAGUAGAGAGAUGUUGCCUAAUGAUUCAAAUUAAACAUUUGUAGAUUGACCUGUUAUGAUUGUUUCUUUAAUCAGUAUUAAGAAUAAGUCAUAUGGCAUAUACAAGCUAGUAAUGAUACAGUAAAAACCCGUAACUUAGAACCUGCAUUUUUUCAAGUUAGCCUAAACAGGUUAUUACAUAAACGGUAAUCAGCACAAAUUUAGGCUAUGUUGGUUCUCAAAUGUGAUUCGUGUUUCCUGAAGAAAAAAAUCAUUGAAUUUAAGAGUAUUUAGUGUUUUUUUCAGCCUUUUUCUUAUAUAAAAUCUGCAUGCCAUUAUUAUAUUGCAGUUGGAGUGAUAAGACACAGGAUUCUGAACGUUGGCUAUCUUAUUUGCCCAAGUGUACAGAAUUGUUUUCAUAGAUUUUAGAAAAUAAGAACCUGUUUCAAAUUUUAGGCUAAACAGGUUCUUGUAUAGGGGGGGCCUAACUGGCAAAUUUUUGCCUAACAGGUUCUAAAAUGGACCAGGUUCUUAGGCGCCGGUUUUUGGCUGUAUUCACGUAGACUGUGACCUCACAAGCAAUAGAUUAUUACGUACAGCUGACUAUUUAAUUUUUUAGCUGGUAAUUUAGGCUUUCCAACAAUUUGGUGGCCAUCAGAAAUAUCACAAUGCAGAUCGCGUCACUGUUACUCAUGACGAAGUUUUGAGAUCUUUUAACAUGUUUUUUUUUACAAUUUUUUUAAAAAAAACUUUGAUGGGUUCCACAUAACACAGAACCAGUCAAAAUCAAUGUUGAUUUGGACGUGGAGUCGUUAUUAUCAAGGAUUACAAAUGAAACCGUUUUUAAUGUGAAACUUAUCAAAGUUGUCAACAGUUGUUUCGAAAAUUGUCAAAAACAAUUAAAUUCCAGUAGUGAUGCAAUCUGCACUAUCUGUUGACAUUAUACGAUUUUGGAAUGUUCUAAAUCUUUUUGUAUCUUCAUUUUUGAAGAGACUCAAGGAAUUGUUCUUUUUGUUAGGAAAACCAUGGUAGAAUGACAAUUGCAAAAUUUUAAUAAUAGAUAUUACUACAAUAAUAGGUAUAGUAUUACGUAUAGGGGUCGCACUGUCGCUGACAGUGACUGACAUCUCGAUCCACACUCUUUGCGGUAGUCAACAGCAGAGUCACAAUAAGUUUUGUGGGACUAUCCUCAGCUGAUGAUAUUUAACUCUUGUCAUUGACCAAUCGAAACGCAAUGGUAUUGGCAGCUUGUCAGUUAAGCUUUGUUGUUAUUGGCUGUUAAGAGUCUAGAAGUGCAGGACGAUCCACCUACUUAUGAGAUGAUUCUUGGGUUUAAACCAUUUAAAAUAAAAAUAUAUGCCGUACAUUUUGUAAUAAUCGAUCUUUUAUCCCAACGAUUUUUCACUCUGUCCAACCACUGCAGAUUGUUCAUUUCUUAGAGUAGAUUUUAAAAUACUACUUGAGAACGAUAACGUCAUUUGUGAUCAUAACAUGUUGAUCAAAUGUUACUUAAUGAUUAAUUACUGAAUAAUAAUAUCAAGCCACACUGUUUGAUUGACUAAAAGUUAACAAGUAAGCCCUAACUUUUUCAUCCAAGAUCACUAAGGUUCUUCUAUGUACAGCAAAAAAACAGAUUUGUCAAUUUGUUGUUUGGUUCCUUCUCAUUUACUAUGAAUAAAACUGUCCACUAAUAUUUGGUUAAUUACCACUUACCUUUCGGGCCAUUGAAAAAGUUAGGACAUUGCAUUACCUUAACUUACCACAUCUCUGUCUUGUUUAUCAAUUGCUGAACUUUAUCUCACCAGGCACUUUUCUGCUUUUUAUUAACCUUUCUAACAGAUUCGCUCAGAGAUUAUAGCUACAUAUGCAUUAUGUGGUUUUGCCAACUUCGCCUCCAUCGGAGUCCAGCUUGGUGGCUUGGGGCCACUUGCGCCAUCAAGAAAACCCGACAUGGCUCGUGUUGCUGUACGUGCCCUGGUUGCAGGUACAGUUGCCUGCUUCAUGACAGCUUGCAUUGCAGGUGAGAUAUUUACUUGCCUUUAUAUGUUUUCAGGGUUUGUACAGGGUCUGGAAUUCUUGAAAAAGUCUUGAAACUUGCCCAGCAUUUUUCCCGAUCUGGAAAAAGUCUAAAAAAAGGUUAAAAGUCUGGAGUUUUUUUUUCAAAGCUGCAGCAAUUGCCUUACAAGUGAUUCUUAGUUUUGGUCAAAUCUUAUUCAACCUCGAUUGCACGUUUGCAGCGAUCAUGAAAAAAGCUUUAUUCCUCCUUUUUUUAAAGGUCUUUCUGAACCCUUUAAGUCGCAAUAGUGCUCAAAAUCAAUUUUCUCCUAACGAUAUCCAUAGACUAUCAUGGGCAAAGUCUAUGAGAAUUAACAAAAUGAUCACAAAGAGAAACGUAUUUGAUCUUUUACCAAAUUCUCUCAACAAAUUCUUUAAGAAAAUGUAUAGAGAUCAGUUUGGAGAAUUUGCAUGUGGAUAUUGGGACUUAAAGGGUUAAAUGCAUUUAUGCUAUUAUUGUACUUAACAACAGUUGCUUUGUGUUUUCCGUUUCAGGUCUUCUCUAUGACGAGUCACUAUAUGAUAGUGUAGUCAAUAUUCCGACGACUGCUGCCCCCAUUAAUGGAACAGUUGUGCCCACCACAUCGUCUUAAUUUUUUUUACAGCCGUCAAACGUUACCUUCUUGGUGUGGGAUGGGAUGACCUUAUAUUAUUAUUUUUACGUAGUAUAUAAUUCAGUACGUUAUCCAAAGGAAGUCAUAAAAGCUUAUUAGGGAAAAAUACAUCUAAUUUUGAUACACUGUCCAAGGAAAGUACUGUUAGAAACGUUGAGAACAAAAAAAAAAAUACGAGCUCAUUAGUAGGUUGGCAGCAGGGAGAACGCCUCAAAACUGUAGUUUUGAGGAAACAAUCUGUCUGCGCGUGUGUUGUAGGUAUAUGUAUAUAUCUUUGUCGUCCUGUUCUAAGGGACUUCGCCGUUAUAUUUUUAAUCAUUAUUUUGCAAUAUGAAAAUUACCUUAAAAUUUGAUUUAAAACUCAAAUAAUAUUUUGUAAAACAUGGAGAACAACAGAGAAAUAAUGACAGAAUAUAGAUGACUAACGAUCGGCUUAACUACAACGCCUGAAAAAAUGGGCUAAAUUCUUCACUUUGCAAAAAAUGAGACUUAAGUUGCAACUGUUAAGUAGUGUUCAAUCUUUAGGGGUUAACACUGUGAUUGUCUUUUAUGUUGUGCUAUGGGUGUUGUCUCACUGUCUGCUUCAGUUCAUUAUUUAAUGUUAGUCGAAACACCAAAGAAUAACCAAAUUAGCUCAUCUUCUGAAUUUUGGAAAGGCAGAUCUUAGCAACGGCUAAUCAAAUCCAUAUAGAGAUUUGGAUUAUGCUUCAAUUUUUGAAAGGAUAAUUACGAUUAGGGCGCUUGAAUUAGCCCUUGCCGAGAUCCAAGUCUUCGCCUUUUCAUGAACUAAGCAAACGCAAAAGUUAUCUUAAAUGUGCAGCUCACAAAUGCGAAAAAGGUGAAGUGAAAUGAUCGACCGGCUUUAAUGUUCAUGUAUCGUAAGUCCAGUGGAAAAAAAUAAAAUAUUUUAAUUACCUUUAAGCAAUAAAUAGUGUUUUCUGGCAUAUGUAGUUUUAUAGCGACUUUCUCUUCUUUCGGAUCUUCUUUCCUUCGGCACUGGCUUUACUGAACGUUAGAGAGGUGGAGUCAUUACGUUACGUCCCCAUGGUAACAAAACUUCUGGAUUUCAACAAACUAUGGCAGAAAAAAACAAAAAAAUGACGUGCAUGGGUUUCCUGUGCAUGAUUGUACUCAAACAAAAUCACAAAACGGUAGUCCAUAAUUUUCUUCCAACGUACGAAAAUGCAAAUGGCCGUCUCUGUCAAGAAAGACUGUUAAGAUAAAGAAAUUUUGCUACCAUGCUAACGUGAAGUCCCACUUCUCUCAAUGUUUGACAGUAUUAUUGUACCUGCCUUUUUAACCCGAGAUCAGACUUUAUUUUCGUUUUGACGACGUAAGACGGAAUGUAUGGAGGCUGCUAAAAUUGGCCCUGAUCUUAGGUUACGGCCUUUUGGAUCAACUGGAUAUUUAACAAUUAUUGGACGAGGUUAAGCAAAAUAUCGUGAUUUGUCAGUGGCGUUCAGAUCAAUUAUCGGCUGAGGCAAAUAAUUGAUCUGCGAGACAAACCAGUGGUAGCGUCGCCAAACGUCGGCUGUUUGCUCAGGCUAAUUGAUCUCAUGAACUUGAAAAAAUGAAUACAACAGAACGGGGACAUUCACCAAAUCGAAGAUGCUGUCUGAAAACGUUCUUUUAAAUAUGUCUUUAUUGUGUAUUUGUCAAUGACAAUCCAAACUGAAUUUGGAGUUUGCAUUUUAUAUACAACCUUUCAUUAUGUAGCGUUUAUUUUAAAAACAUACGGAUAAUAUAUUGGUGAGAUAUAUAAAUGCUUGUUAUUGAUUAAAAUCUUUGGGAAUUCAUUGCUUG
Molecule: messenger RNA, 35620 nt
Organism: Porites evermanni
Lineage: Eukaryota; Metazoa; Cnidaria; Anthozoa; Scleractinia; Poritidae
Source: the annotation of a GenBank genome assembly